Messenger RNA from Arabidopsis thaliana (thale cress), 2597 nucleotides. It is a transcript of the gene CAT2, whose product is annotated as catalase 2. The transcript is spliced from 7 exons. Gene Ontology annotation, biological process: response to oxidative stress; cellular response to phosphate starvation; cellular response to sulfate starvation. Gene Ontology annotation, cellular component: peroxisomal matrix. The coding region runs from base 532 to 2010 and encodes 492 amino acids. The record is from RefSeq and is marked reviewed. Gene Ontology annotation, molecular function: catalase activity; heme binding. Lineage: Eukaryota; Viridiplantae; Streptophyta; Magnoliopsida; Brassicales; Brassicaceae.
CGUUCCUGAAUUUCUCGCCACAAUAUAUAACAUUUGUUUUUUUCUUUCCAGUAUUUAUCACAUGAAAAAACUAAAAUAAAGAAAAAACGAUAACCUUUAAAAAUUCCCCCCUCAAAAUAAAGAAAAAAAUAAAAAGCUAAAAAGGCAGUAAUACACACGCCAUUUAUAAAUAAGGCAAGUGAAUAUAAAAUAGUGCCUCAUCAUCAUCAGUACCAUCUCCUCGUUUUGAUAAAAAUCUCUGAAUCUCUCCAAGCUCUCUUCUCAUCAAACCAUGGAUCCUUACAAGGUAAACCCUUCUUUCUUUUCUCUCUAACCUUUUCGUCUUUUGUAAUUUCUCCGUAUAAACUGGAUUGAAACGUUGUUAUUAGCUUAUGGAAUUGCACCCAAAGUUUUGACCUUUUUUUCUACUCGAAUCUGCAAAUAUACAAUUAAGUCUUUCCAUUGCUCUAAGAUCAUGUGCCUUUUGACUUGUGAUUCUUUCGAAUCAUUGUGGUUUUUCUCUGAUGUUAAUUUUAAUUUCCUUUGCAAUUGAUGAUGAUGAUGCAGUAUCGUCCAGCUAGUUCUUACAACUCUCCCUUCUUCACCACCAACUCUGGUGCUCCUGUAUGGAACAACAACUCCUCCAUGACCGUUGGACCCAGAGGUCCUAUCCUUCUUGAGGAUUACCAUCUCGUUGAGAAGCUUGCCAAUUUCGACAGGGAACGGAUUCCAGAGCGUGUGGUUCAUGCCAGAGGAGCCAGUGCUAAAGGUUUCUUUGAGGUCACUCAUGAUAUCUCUAACCUCACUUGUGCUGACUUUCUCCGAGCUCCCGGUGUUCAGACUCCUGUCAUUGUCCGGUUCUCCACCGUUAUCCAUGAGCGUGGAAGUCCCGAGACCUUGAGAGACCCUCGUGGUUUUGCAGUCAAGUUCUACACCAGAGAGGGGAACUUUGAUCUUGUUGGAAACAACUUUCCUGUUUUCUUCAUCCGCGAUGGGAUGAAGUUCCCUGACAUGGUCCACGCUCUUAAGCCGAACCCAAAAUCUCACAUCCAAGAGAACUGGAGAAUCCUUGACUUCUUCUCCCACCACCCUGAAAGUUUGAACAUGUUCACUUUCCUCUUCGAUGAUAUCGGUAUCCCACAAGAUUACAGGCACAUGGAUGGUUCAGGUGUCAAUACAUACAUGUUGAUCAACAAAGCUGGCAAAGCUCACUACGUGAAGUUCCAUUGGAAACCAACUUGUGGAGUCAAGUCUCUUUUGGAAGAAGAUGCAAUUCGUGUUGGAGGAACCAACCACAGUCAUGCGACUCAAGACUUGUAUGACUCUAUAGCUGCUGGAAACUACCCUGAAUGGAAGCUCUUUAUCCAAAUCAUUGAUCCUGCUGAUGAAGACAAGUUCGACUUUGACCCGCUCGAUGUGACCAAGACCUGGCCUGAGGAUAUCUUGCCUCUUCAACCUGUUGGACGUAUGGUGUUGAACAAGAACAUUGACAACUUCUUUGCAGAGAAUGAGCAACUUGCUUUCUGUCCUGCAAUUAUUGUCCCAGGGAUACAUUACUCAGAUGAUAAGCUGCUUCAAACCCGUGUCUUCUCCUAUGCCGAUACUCAGAGACACCGUCUUGGACCAAACUACCUUCAGCUGCCAGUCAAUGCUCCAAAAUGUGCUCACCACAACAACCACCAUGAGGGAUUCAUGAAUUUCAUGCACAGGGACGAGGAGGUUAACUACUUCCCGUCGAGGUAUGACCAGGUUCGUCAUGCUGAGAAGUAUCCAACUCCGCCUGCUGUCUGUUCUGGAAAACGUGAGAGGUGCAUUAUUGAGAAAGAGAACAACUUCAAGGAGCCUGGAGAGAGAUACCGUACCUUUACACCAGAGAGGCAAGAACGAUUCAUCCAGAGAUGGAUUGAUGCCCUAUCCGACCCACGCAUCACGCAUGAAAUCCGCAGUAUCUGGAUCUCUUACUGGUCUCAGGCUGAUAAGUCUUUGGGACAGAAGCUGGCAAGCCGUCUGAACGUGAGACCAAGCAUCUAAAACGAGUGAAAGAAUUCUUGAUUGGCCUUUCUGUGGUUGUUAAUUAGCAGAGAAAAGAAAAUGGGAAGAGAUCAAAGUUGCGAUAAUACAAUCUUCAUCAUGUGGAUCUUCUGUGCUAUGUUAUAAUAGUAUCUGUUUAAAGACCAAAAGAACCUUGUGUGUUGUUGUGUCUCUCGUUUAUCAGAAUAAUACAUUAUACAUUGAAGAUUUAUAAUCCGUGGUGUUACUUGAUGAAAGCUCCUUCUUCCUUGAAAGAUUGUGACAUAUUCUUAUAUAUUUCUCAUAUAUUAACGAAUGUAAUCCCGUAAGAGCUGUCGACAAAGACGUGAUUUUUAGUCUGCAUGUUCUGGACGAAAGGGAAUAGCAAAGUAUGAAACGAAAAAGACAAGAAAAUCCAUAAAUUCUUAUGUGUGGGUAUUAGGGAAUUUACAAUAGUUGUCAAUAUGUGUUGUAACAGUGGCCACAUUUGUGUAUAACGUCGUUGUAUCAAGUGUGGGGUGUCGAGAGUCUUUAGAUUUGGUGUGAAUAAUCUGACAAUUUGGAUUUGAACUCUGCUUUGACAUCCUGACAUUAGAAAAUAAACUUGG